Messenger RNA from Tympanuchus pallidicinctus (lesser prairie-chicken), 3064 nucleotides. It is a transcript of the gene STAM2, whose product is annotated as signal transducing adaptor molecule 2. Gene Ontology annotation, molecular function: ubiquitin binding; phosphatidylinositol binding. Gene Ontology annotation, biological process: signal transduction. NCBI's taxonomy places the organism in Eukaryota, Metazoa, Chordata, Aves, Galliformes, Phasianidae. The record is from RefSeq and is a predicted model, not a curated record. Gene Ontology annotation, cellular component: endocytic vesicle. The transcript has 14 exons. Bases 117 to 1688 code for a protein of 523 amino acids.
UGACUCUCCGCGGCACUCGUGUGGACGCCGCUGACGGCUUUGGGGGCCUGCGGCGGGACAGCUGGGCGCCGGGGCGAGGGGACACGGCGCGGCGGGGCUGCGCGGCAGCCGCCGAGAUGCCGCUCUUCGCCUCCAACCCCUUCGAGCAGGAUGUAGAAAAGGCUACGAACGAACACAACACCAGUGAGGACUGGGGUCUUAUUAUGGACAUAUGUGACAAAGUUGGAAGUACUCCCAAUGGGGCAAAGGAUUGCCUUAAAGCCAUCAUGAGGAGAGUAAAUCAUAAAGUUCCCCAUGUGGCCCUGCAAGCACUUACACUUCUAGGAGCCUGUGUAUCAAACUGUGGAAGAAUAUUUCACUUAGAAGUUUGUUCUCGUGAUUUUGCUAGUGAAGCUCGAGGUAUAAUAAAUAAGGCUCAUCCAAAAGUCAGUGAGAAGCUGAAAACUCUAAUGGUGGAGUGGUCAGAAGAAUUUCAGAAAGACCCACAGUGUAGCUUAAUAUCUGCAACUAUUAAAUCUUUAAAAGAAGAAGGUGUCACUUUUCCUGCAGCUGGAUCACAGGCUACCACAAAUGCUGCUAAGAAUGGUUCUUCAUCGAGCAAAAACAAAGAGGAUGAAGAUAUAGCUAAAGCUAUUGAAUUGUCCUUACAAGAGCAGAAGCAGCAACAAAUGGAGACCAAAUCCUUGUACCCCUCCGCAGAUGUGCAGCAAACCAAUCAGAACCUGAGGAAGGUGCGAGCUCUCUAUGACUUUGAAGCUGUCGAGGACAAUGAGCUCACCUUUAAAAGUGGAGAGAUUAUUUUUGUUUUGGAUGACAGUGACACCAAUUGGUGGAAGGGUGAAAACCAUCGAGGUGUGGGACUGUUUCCAUCUAAUUUUGUGACUUCUGAUUUAAAUGUUGAACCUGAGGCAGCAACUGUAGAUAAAAACUGUGUUCCUGAGGAUGCUACAGAAGAAGUUAAGAAAGCAGAACCUGAGCCAGUUUAUAUAGAUGAGGAUAAGAUGGAUAAAACGCUGCAGGUGCUUCAGAGUAUAGAUCCUACAGACCUGAAUCUUGAUUCAGAUCUUCUAGACUCAGAAGUUAUUUGUCAGCAGAUGGGUCCACUGAUAGAUGAAAAACUGGAAGAGAUAGAUAGAAAACAUUCCGAAUUAUCUGAACUGAAUGUGAAAGUUCUAGAAGCUCUGGAGCUCUAUAACAAACUGAUGAAUGAAACACCGAUGUAUUCAGCCUACUCCAAACUCCACCAUCCUGCACAAUACCCUCCUACAUCUUCUGGUGUUUCAGUGCAGUCGUAUCCUGUACAGCCACCUAGUGGGAACUACAUGAUCCAAGGUGUUCACCAAGUCACCGUUUCCCAAGGUUAUGGCCUAGGACCUGAUCAGAUGGGGCAGCUCAGGUCUCUGCCUCAAAGUAUCAAUUCUUCUGGAGCAACUCAGCCUGUACAAACUGCUUAUUUAAGCCCAGGACCAGACUCUGUGUUAAACCAGACGUUUGUGACCCAGAGCCCCGGCCUCCCCACAGCUGCCAGCACAGCAGUGUACAGCCAGCAGCAGAUGGGCUCGGUGGAUAUGGCAGCUUACCAGAGUAACACAUCGAGUUUGCCUCAAGGACCGGGUUAUCCCAUGGCAGUUCCUCCUCAUUCCGUUCUACAGCAACAAACCAACUACCAUCAACAGCCUCUCCUUUAAAAACAGACCAGGCUUGUUUCCAAAAUAACGAAGAGAGAUUGCUGAAUCUAAUGGUUUUGAUUAAUACCUGUCACAGAUAUCAAAAUACAUUUUCCUUUAAAGUAACCCAACUUAGGGUGAUGCUGAGUAACAGUAUGCAUCGGAUCUGAUUGUUAAUCAUUUCCUUAAUGAUAGUUUGAACUACGUGAGCUAAUGAUUUAAAAUGAUUUCAGAUUGCUUUGAGCCCUUGUUUCAGUGGUUUCAAGAAAUGCCAUUUGUGUGUCUGAAUUCAAGUUAAAAAAAAGCAUCCAAAAUUAGUUUUAUGUGUUUCUAGAAAUGUGAGGAUGCAAAGGCACUGUUCUGUGUUGCUCUCGUUACGCAUCGUCUCCUCUGGUGUCUCACUGUAAGCUUUCCAUCCAAGUAGCUUUACAGAGCUCUCCUCUGCUGAUUCAGACAUCUCCUCUCCGCGCUGCCGUGGUGAGCUUUACAGUAUGGUGUGUGCUGCAUCAUUGGAACAGCUGCACAAGUGAAGCAGAUGAGAGCUGGAAGAGAAAAUGAUUUGAUACUGUGACAGAGAACCACGUACCUACAGAAAUAGGAGAAAUGGCGUUGUUAUAGUGCUGCCUAUUAGAUUUUGGGAAGCUGCAGCUCCUGAUGUGUUUCUCUUGAAAGGAACUGUGGGAAUGGGGCAGUUGAUGCUUGAACUCUCUAGUGGCUUUGGGCACAGGAGGUUCAGCAAGCACACAUUGCCUUUGCACAAGCACGCAAGGGAUGCUCCCAGCAGCCUGUGUGGGUACUCGGGAUACAAGGUGCUGUGCCAGGAACUUGCACAGAAUAGAUUUUCUUUUCCUUUGUUGUUGUUGUUGUUGUUGUAUGUAGAAGUGAAGGAGAAGUGUAGUUCUGUGUGGUGACAGGAAGGACUCCAGAAUGUUUGACGCUUAGGACUGUGGGGCUCUGCCUUUGUUCCAUUUCCAGUGGGGAGGCAAGUGGAAAAGCAGUUGUCCAGACCAGAGGGUUCUUUCCUCUAUAGGAUUUCCUUUUGUUGCCACCGUUCCUGUGUCUAAAUAAACACUGGGUACAGUCAGAGAGAAACUCUUAAACCAGGUGAAAGAAGCCUGCUUAACACACUACGUAUGGGCAGCAAUGGGAUUGUGCUCCUCACCUAACAGCAGGAAUCCUUGCAUAUUGAAAAUGAGAGAUGUGUCUGUGGAAAAGAAAUUGCCUUGGAACUGUGGAAGUGUCGCAUUUGGUGGCUAGGAGAAGAAAUGUAAGGAUUCCUUCCCUGAUGCACUUUUUAAUGGGUGGGUUCUUUUUCCUUUUACAAGAGGAACAGGUGAGUUAUCCUCCAGGAAUGUGGGAUUUUUUUCUUUUACUGUUUCAGCCUUGGAAAACAAAAA